AUGGUUCGUCCAAGGCCUGUCGUUCAAGACCUUCUCGCCGAUCUUCCAACUGACGCCGAAGCCGUACCAACGCAAUCAAUGCUCCCACCCAAACCAAAGAGAGUUAAAAAGGCUCAGCCUAAAGCCAAGGCUACAGAUGCCGAAGCUGAGGAUGCUGUGCCUAUUUCAAAGCUGGCAGAAAGCAAAAAAUCAACCUCUGUUUCCACCAAGAGGUCAGCUGAGGGUCAACCCUCAGGGUCUACUCAAUCAAAGAGGCCAAGGUCAUCGUUUGCGACGACCUCGGCUUCAAAGAAGCCCGAUGUCCCCUGGGCCCCUGAUCUAUCCCUGGAGGAUAGGCCCAUUAUGGCUAGUGAAAGUGCCGACGAUAUUAACCUUGAUCUCCCUGUUGACUCGCCCCUUCGGAAUGCUGAUGCCAUCCCUUUGCCAUUCCCACCUCCACCUGAAGGUGAAUCAGAAUCUGAUGCUGACGCCGAGGAUGAAGAUAAGGAAACCAAUGAAGAAGCCUUGGUGAGAAAACCCAAGGAUGCCGUCAUAGUCAAGUCCCCUCCUCCUACUGAGCAGAUUAUGGACUUAACUUUGGAUGAGGAGGGUGAUGAGGCCAAGGAGGCAACCAAGGAAACUGCCACUGGGCAUCUAUCGUCCAAUCUUCUCUUGAUAGAAAGAAGUGUUGAGGAAUCACUAGCAGAGAUUGAUGCCGAGAUACAAGCGGACAAAGUGGCCGACGAGGUUCCACCAGAAUCGUCCGAGGUCCCAGUCCCUGCAGUGGCUAACAGUGAAGAAUCUUGA
This is a messenger RNA of Camellia sinensis, 786 nucleotides long. Lineage: Eukaryota; Viridiplantae; Streptophyta; Magnoliopsida; Ericales; Theaceae. The record is from RefSeq and is a predicted model, not a curated record.